AUGUCCCGCAAGGCCAGCGACAAUGUGGAGUACACGCUGCGGAGCCUGAGCAACCUGAUGGGCGAGAAGCGGCGGCGGCAGGCGGACGGGUCCGCCGGCUCGGGCGCGGCGGCGGCGGGCGAGCGGAGCCUCAUCGCCGCCGAGUCGUGCUCCAGCCUCAACAGCGCGGCGUCGGGCGGCGAGCUGGAGCGGGCGGCGCGGCGGCAGUUCCAGCAGGACGAGACCCCCGGCUUCGUCUACGUGGUGUCGGUCUUCUCCGCCCUGGGGGGCUUCCUCUUCGGCUACGACACCGGCGUGGUGUCGGGGGCCCUGCUCCUCCUCAAGAGGGAGCUCAACCUGGACGCCCUCUGGCAGGAGCUGCUCGUCUCCGGCACGGUGGGCGCCGCCGCCCUCUCCGCCCUGGCCGGCGGCGUCCUCAACGGGCUGUGCGGCCGGCGGCCCUGCAUCCUGCUGGCCAGCGGCCUCUUCACGGCGGGGGCCGGCGUGCUGGCCGCCGCCCGCGACAAGGAGACCCUGCUGGGGGGACGCGUGGUGGUGGGGCUGGGCAUCGGUGUAGCAUCUAUGACUGUGCCAGUGUACAUCGCAGAAGUUGCUCCACCACACUUAAGAGGCAGAUUAGUCACCAUUAACACUCUGUUCAUCACUGGAGGGCAGUUUUUUGCAAGUGUCAUCGAUGGAAUCUUCAGCUACCUCGCGAAGGACGGAUGGAGGUACAUGCUGGGCCUGUCAGCUGUUCCAGCAGUUCUACAGUUUCUUGGAUUCCUGUUUCUUCCCGAAAGUCCCCGCUGGCUCAUUCAGAAAGGCCAGACUCAGAGAGCACGGAGAAUUCUGUCUCAAAUGCGUGGCAACCAGGCAAUUGAUGAGGAGUACGACAGUAUCAAAAACAACAUUGAAGAAGAAGAAAAAGAAGUUGGAGCAGCUGGACCUGUGAUCUGCAGAAUGCUAACAUACCCUCCAACUCGAAGAGCCUUAAUUGUGGGUUGUGGUCUGCAGAUGUUUCAACAACUGUCAGGGAUUAACACCGUCAUGUACUACAGUGCUACCAUUUUGCAGAUGUCAGGAGUUGAAGAUGACAGGCUUGCAAUCUGGCUGGCUGCACUGACAGCGUUUAUAAACUUCAUUUUUACUCUCGUGGGAGUUUGGCUCGUUGAAAGAAUGGGUCGCCGGAAACUUACACUUGGUAGCUUAACAGGUACUGCUGUAGCACUCAUUAUCCUAGCUUCGGGAUUUUUGCUAUCAGCUCAGGUCUCGCCAAGAAUCACACUUAAUCCACCAGAUCCUUCACAUCAAAAUUCUACCUGCACAAAAUACAGUUAUUGUAAUGGAUGUAUGUUAGAUCCAGACUGUGGUCUCUGCUACAAAUUGAAUAAAUCAAGUGUUGUUGAGUCUUCAUGCAUUCCUGUUGAUACAGAUUCUACAAUGAAAGCAGCAUGGGGCAGGUGUUCAAAUGAAACAGUAUUCAAAAAGGAAGGUUUGUUCUGGGCAUACAAUUUCUGCCCCACUCCAUACUCUUGGACAGCACUUCUGGGCCUUAUUUUAUACUUGGUUUUCUUUGCACCUGGGAUGGGUCCUAUGCCCUGGACCGUCAAUUCUGAAAUUUACCCACUUUGGGCUAGAAGUACAGGAAACGCAUGUUCCUCUGGAGUCAACUGGGUUUUCAAUGUGCUCGUGUCACUGACAUUUCUGCAUACGGCCGAAUAUCUGACAUACUAUGGAGCCUUCUUCCUCUACGCAGGGUUUGCUGGCUUGGGACUGGUUUUCAUCUACGGCUGCCUUCCUGAGACUAAAGGGAAAAAACUAGAGGAAAUUGAAUCUUUGUUUGAAAACAGGCUAUGUACAUGUGGUAUGUCAGAUUCUGAUGAAGGGAGAUAUAUCGAGUAUAUUCGGGUGAAGGGAAGUAAUUACCAUCUUUCUGACAAUGAUGCUUCUGAUGUGGAAUAAUUUUCAGCUGCUGAUGUAUUUAAUCAUUUAAAAGCCUUCUGGGGGAAAAGCAGC
Molecule: messenger RNA, 1995 nt
Organism: Gavia stellata (red-throated loon)
Lineage: Eukaryota; Metazoa; Chordata; Aves; Gaviiformes; Gaviidae
Gene: SLC2A13
Product: solute carrier family 2 member 13
Exons: 10
Coding region: 1-1941 (646 amino acids)
Biological process (GO): transmembrane transport
Cellular component (GO): membrane
Molecular function (GO): myo-inositol:proton symporter activity
Source: RefSeq, a predicted model, not a curated record